Molecule: messenger RNA, 867 nt
Organism: Coccomyxa subellipsoidea C-169
Lineage: Eukaryota; Viridiplantae; Chlorophyta; Trebouxiophyceae; Coccomyxaceae
Product: cyclophilin-like protein
Exons: 7
Coding region: 39-557 (172 amino acids)
Biological process (GO): protein folding; protein peptidyl-prolyl isomerization
Cellular component (GO): intracellular membrane-bounded organelle
Molecular function (GO): peptidyl-prolyl cis-trans isomerase activity
Source: RefSeq, a predicted model, not a curated record
AUCAUUUAUCACUUUCAUACGACUCCCAGCUUGCAAAGAUGUCAAACCCCGUUGUGUUCUUCGAUGUCUCCGCUGGAGGAGCCCCCGUGGGCAGGAUCGAGAUGACGCUGCGUAAUGACGUCACACCCAGGACCGCUGAGAACUUCAGGGCUCUCUGUACCGGAGAGAAGGGCGUGGGCCGCAUGGGCAAGCCCCUUCACUUCAAGGGCAGCUCCUUCCACCGUGUCAUCCCCGACUUCAUGUGCCAGGGAGGUGACUUCACCGCCGGCAACGGCACUGGCGGCGAGUCCAUCUACGGAGCCAAGUUCGCUGACGAGAACUUCACCCUCAAGCACACUGGCCCCGGAAUCCUGUCCAUGGCCAACGCUGGUGCCAACACCAACGGAUCCCAGUUCUUCCUGUGCACUGCCAAGACUGCCUGGCUGGACGGCAAGCAUGUGGUGUUUGGGUCUGUGACCAAGGGCAUGGACGUUGUGAAGAAGAUUGAGAGCUUCGGCAGCGGAAGCGGCAAAACCAGCAAGCCCAUCACCAUCACCGACUGCGGGCAGCUGUCUUAGAUUGGAGCUCAACACAGCGAGUCGUGAGACGCGCACCGCGUAGACAAUCGCUUUCUCUUGAGUGUAGAUGCAGUAAAGACAUUCGCAGCCGCAUGCUUCCUGUCUCGAAGACUUCUGCUUUUCUUUCCUUCUGGUGGUUGCUACUCGGCUUGGCUCAGCUCUGCAGCGUGGCUAGCAUGCUAGCAUGCGCAGCGUAGGCUCUAGCUUUGUAUGCAUCUCGAGCUCGCAACUGAUUUGCUCGACAACCUGAUGGAAGCUGGCUGUUCCUUGUGCCUUGCAACUUCACCGUUUAAUGCCAGUGGAUUCUGAG